Candidula unifasciata is the source of this 1194-nucleotide messenger RNA. Lineage: Eukaryota; Metazoa; Mollusca; Gastropoda; Stylommatophora; Geomitridae. The record is from the annotation of a GenBank genome assembly.
AUGAAACUGAACAUAUUCGAGAUCGUUCUUACCAACACCGAGGCUGUCUACUUCUCCGGACAGACCGUCCAAGGACACGUCAUAAUUGAGCUGGCAAAGAAUACAGAGGUUAAAGAUUUGCGGAUGUCAUUUCGUGGCAAAGCCUUUGUCCAUUGGACUGAUCAGACGAUGAGAGGACCAGGAGAAGUUCGUUUCAAAGAGAUACGCCAUCACUCGGCCACUGAAGAAUAUUUCGACGUAUCCAAAUCACUGCUGAGCCAAGCAUCAUGUCCCCAAAACCCGACAGAUAAGCGUGUACUAGAGGCAGGACAGUACACGUACCCUUUCAAAUUCAGAAUCCCACCAACAUCUCCCACAUCCUUCGAAGGACAGUUUGGCUUCAUACGCUACUGGACCAAAGUUACAAUUGAACGACCAUGGAAAAAAGACGUGUCUGCCAAGAAGCUCUUCAGCGUGAUCUUUCCACUGGACCUAAAUCAAGAGCCUACUGCUAGUCAACCCACUAACAACCAGAAGGAGAAGCAGCUAUGUUGUUUAUGUUGUACAUCUGGACCAAUCAUCGCUGAGAUUAGACUUCCACAGAAAGGUUAUGUCCCUGGAGAAAGAUUAAACUUUGCAGCCGAUAUUGACAACAGCACCAGAAGAAAAGUGCACAACAUCACAGUGGAGCUUCUAAUGACUACAACUUUUCAUGCUGCCUACAAAUCACGCUCAGUGACUCAGACAGUAUCCAGAAUACAACGUGGCAGUUUAAAAUCUGGCAACAGUGAUUCAUGGGAAGGGGGCAGUUUAUUGGUUCCACCACUGCCUCCCUCAUUUCUGAUUGGCUGUAACAUAAUUGACGUCAGAUACACGUUACAGCUUCGUGUAUUUCCUGGCAGCCCAGCAUUUGACUUGACCGUUCCUAUAGAAAUUAUGAUUGGGUCCGUCCCUUUGCAGUCAACAUUAGAAUACUUUCUGACAGCUCAGAAUAUGGUUCUGUCUCAGUCACAAGAUGGAAUUGCAAUAAGUGGUGGGGCAUCAGAAGUGGCAAGUGAUAUAAGACUUCAGUACUUGCCACCAAAAUUCUUACCCUCACCAAUAUGUAAACACCAGGUGCAUGAUAAUGAAGAUGACCAGUGUUUAAUGUUGGACAACAACUUUGUGCCUAAAUACAUCACUUUAAAUUUUCAACCAGUUACCUCAAGGCAAUAA